AUGCUCGCCUCAGUCCAGCACACGAUCACGCUCAUCCAGUCUUCCCUCGAUGACCCGAGCAUCGAGUGGAAGAAGCUCGUCCUGGCGCUUCUCUGGCUCGUCUACGCCUUUGAGACUUUCCUCUCGCUCCGUCAAUAUCGCCUCUAUCGCCUCGAGACACCGCCCGCCACACUGGCGAGCCACGUAGACCUCGCCACCUUCAAGAAAUCCCAGGUCUACGGCAGGGACAAGGCUCGCUUCGGCUUCUUUUCUUCGGCCGUCUCCCAGCUGCUCAGCGUCGCUCUCGUUCACUACGACAUCUACGCCUGGAGCUGGACUCUGGCAGGCACCAUCCUCACCUCUCUCGGUCAGAGCGAUGCCGAGAUCCCGCGUUCGAUCGUCUGGAUGGUCAUCAUGUUUGUGCUCCGAGAAGUCCCCGCCAUGCCCCUCACCCUCUAUCGCAACUUUGUCAUCGAGGAGAGGCACGGAUUCAACAAGAUGACCCUCCGCACCUUUGUCACCGACACGCUCAAGGAAUGGUCGCUCGGCUUUGUCAUCGGCGUGCCCCUCAUCUCGGCCCUCCUCUGGAUCAUUCGAUGGGCCGGCUCCUCCUUUGUAUCCUACGUGGUCCUCUUCCUCUUCUCCUUCCAGAUCAUCGCCAUGGUGCUCUAUCCCACCGUCAUCCAGCCUCUCUUCAACAAGCUCACGCCGCUUCCGCAAGGUGCUCUCCGCGAUCGAGUCGUGGCGCUCGCCUCGUCGCUCAAGUUCCCGCUCAAGCACAUCUACGUCAUCGACGGCAGCAAGCGCUCCUCCCACUCCAAUGCCUACUUCUUCGGCGUCAUCCCAGGCGGCAACAAGCACAUCGUCAUCUUUGACACGCUCAUCGAAAAGUCCUCUUCCGACGAGAUCGAGGCUGUUCUGGCGCACGAGCUCGGCCACUACGCCAACAACGACCCGACCAAGCUCCUCGUCCUUUCCCAGGUGCAGAUCUGGUUCACCAUGAGCCUCUUUACGCUCUUCAUCAACAACGUCUCGCUGUAUCGCUCCUUUGGCUUCCAGGUCGGCCCUUCGCUCUUGGAGAAGGCCGCCGGAACGCCCUCAUCCCAGAUCCUCAACUACCUUCCCAUCAUCAUCGGCCUCGAACUCUUCCAGCUCGUCCUAAAUCCCACCGACGCGCUCAUCAAGUUCCUCCUCAACUCCGCCAUCCGUCGCAUGGAGUAUGCCGCCGACCACUUUGCCGCCACCCUUUCGCGCCCCGGGCCCACGCCGUCGGAGCUCUCCGCAGCGGCCGAGUUCAACGCCGAAGAGAGCAACGCAGCGGCCAAGGUCGACCCUAACCAGAAGGAGGAGUACGUCGACCUGCUCGGCAAGGCUCUCAUCAAGCUUCACGUCCACAACCUGUCCACCAUGCACCACGAUCCCCUCUUCUCCGCCUAUCACUACUCGCACCCCACCCUUGCAGAGCGCCUCAACGCUUUGCAAGCCCUUCGUCCCACUCUCAAGAAGCGCGCUUAA
Moesziomyces antarcticus is the source of this 1494-nucleotide messenger RNA. RefSeq names its product metalloendopeptidase. The transcript has a single exon. The coding region runs from base 1 to 1494 and encodes 497 amino acids. The record is from RefSeq and is a predicted model, not a curated record. Gene Ontology annotation, molecular function: metalloendopeptidase activity. Gene Ontology annotation, cellular component: endoplasmic reticulum membrane. Gene Ontology annotation, biological process: CAAX-box protein processing. NCBI's taxonomy places the organism in Eukaryota, Fungi, Basidiomycota, Ustilaginomycetes, Ustilaginales, Ustilaginaceae.